UGGCUUUAGGACCUCGCGGAGCGUUUCAUUGAAGCACAUGGUGCCCACUCAUAAGACAACACUUCUCUUCAGUAAUUGCCCUGCAACUGAUGUCAUUCCAGAGAGCCACAGACACAUCGGCGGCCUGUGUGUUUGUCAAUGUUUUCAUCGCCAGCUCUUCAUUUCCCCUCCCGUUUCUCACUUUUUGUUUUUGUUUCUUUUUUUUGCGCGAUGCAGCUUUGGACUUGGACGCCUCUGAAUGGGGAGAGCGCACGGAGUUGAAUCAGCUGUCGCCGGGCUUUCCCUAAGGCACCGCUCGUGUAUUUGAUCAUAUUUCAGGAAGUCACUUUUAUAUUUCUUUCGGGGGGUGGGGGGGAGGUGGGGGAGUCUCGCACCUCAGCUGUUGGACUGUGAUUGCAUGAUGGUUGCGCUGCAGUGAAACACUUGCUCAGUCCCGUCCACGCUUCAGCCGGGCAUCAUGAAUCCCGGGAGCCGGACUCUGAAGUUUGUAAUUUUGACAGCACUUCAGGCUUUGUCUGUCUCUGUAUCGGUGUGUGACAGCGUGCUCUCCAGAUCCCCUGAAGAGAAUCUUUUGAGCACGACUGUUCAACACAGAUCAGCAGCAGAGCAGAAACACUAUGGGACUACAGUACCUCUUCAGCUUGUUGGACAAGACUGGAAACCGAUCAGCCAGCUGAGAUCCCAGAGUCACCCUGCAUCACUGAAGCUCCUGAUUGAAGCGGAAGGUGAACAGCUGCUCUUGGCUCUGGAGAAAAACGAGGGACUGUUUGCAAGUAACUACACAGAAACCCAUUACCUGGGAGAUGGCAGUGCAGUCACAGGCUCUCACAGCUCCAUGGCAAACUGCUACUACCACGGUGAGGUGGAGGGUCAUGUCGACUCAGACGUCAGCCUCAGUACCUGUGCCGGUGUUAAGGGUUUCAUAUCUCUUGGAGGCAAAUCCUACAUACUGGAACCAUCUGCUGAUCACUCUGAUGGAACUCACUGGAUCUACACAGCUGAACACCUCAAUUUUACUCCUGGCACCUGUGGCCAUGAUUUCAACAUAUCCUCUCCCACUGAAUAUGCAGACAGCAGUCCAUUCAGGACUUUCAGCUCAAGGCAUAAACGUCAUGCCCAGACUACAACCAAGUAUGUGGAGCUGAUCAUUGUGGCUGACAAUAGAGAGUUUCAGAAGCAAGGCAAGGACAUGGAGAAGGUCAAGCAACGGCUGGCUGAGAUCGCCAAUUACGUGGACAAGUUCUACAGGGCUCUGAAUAUCCGUGUAGCCCUGGUGGGCUUGGAGGUGUGGAGUGAUGUGGACAAGUGUCCCAUCACCCAGGACCCCUUCACCACCUUGCACGAGUUCCUAGACUGGAGGAAGGUCAAGCUGCUGCCUCAGAAGCCUCAUGACAACGCCCAACUAAUCAGUGGGGUCUAUUUUCAGGGCACCACCAUUGGUAUGGCGCCCAUCAUGAGUAUGUGCACAGCAGAGCAGUCGGGAGGAAUCGUCAUGGACCAUUCAGAUAACCCCCUGGGCGCUGCAGUCACUUUGGCCCAUGAGCUCGGACACAACUUCGGAAUGAACCAUGACACACCAGAAAGGGGGUGUGGCUGCAGGGUGACAGUGGACCAUGGAGGCUGCAUCAUGACUCCCUCCACUGGGUAUCCGUUCCCCACGGUGUUCAGCAGCUGCAGCAAGAAGGACCUGACAGCCAGUUUUGAAAAAGGUGUCGGGAUGUGUCUGUUCAACAUGCCAGAGGUCAAGGUGCUGUACGGUGGGCAGAAAUGUGGCAAUGGCUAUGUAGAGGAAGGGGAGGAGUGCGACUGUGGAGAACUUGAGGAAUGUAUGAAUCCCUGCUGCAAUGCUACUACCUGCACCCUGAAGGGGGAUGCUGUUUGUGCACAUGGACAGUGCUGCCAGGACUGUCAGCUGAAGCCAGCGGGCACUCCAUGUCGUGAAUCCAGUAACUCUUGUGAUCUCCCGGAGUUCUGCACCGGUACCAGCCCUCACUGCCCCUCCAACGUCUACCUGCAUGACGGCCACGCUUGCCACAACGUGGACGGCUACUGCUAUAAUGGCAUCUGCCAGACUCACGAGCAGCAAUGUAUCACGUUAUGGGGUCAAGGAGCAAAGCCAGCUCCGGGCAUCUGCUUUCAAAGGGUCAACUCGGCAGGAGACCCCUAUGGAAACUGUGGCAAAGACUCUAAAGGCUCCUUCGCCAAGUGUGAAGCACGAGAUGCUAAAUGUGGCAAAAUCCAGUGUCAAGGAGGAGCUAACCGCCCAGUAAUUGGUACAAACGCUGUUUCCAUAGAAACAAACAUCCCCUUGCAGGAAGGGGGAAGGAUACUGUGCCGAGGUACACAUGUCUACUUGGGUGAUGACAUGCCCGACCCCGGCCUGGUCCUGACAGGGACCAAGUGUGGGGAUGAAAUGAUGUGUCUGAAUCGUCAAUGCCAGAACGUCAGUGUUUUUGGUGUGCAUGAAUGCUCAGCCAAGUGCAGUGGUCGAGGGGUGUGCAACAACAACAAAAACUGCCACUGUGAGGCUCACUGGGCGCCGCCAUUCUGUGACAAGGCAGGUUUUGGAGGGAGUGUAGAAAGUGGCCCCAUCAGAUUAGCAGACAACAGGAAUCUGACAGUGGGCAUCCUGGUGGCGCUCCUCACCGUCCUGGGAGCCGGUUUAAUCAUCUGCAUCAAGAGAAAAACUCUACUGGGGCUGCUCUUUGCCAGUAAAAAGAACCCAAUUGAGAAACUCAGAUCCGUAAGCACUGCAAUCAGCAGACCCUCCGCUCCUAACCAGCCUCCAUCGCUGAGCACGACGUCUCCAUCUCGACCGGCCCCGCCUCUGCCACACAGUGCCACCAUCUUCAAGCCUCCUCAUCGGGGGCCGGAGGCGGUGCUCCCGCCAGCCCCCUACCCCUCCCACAGCCUGCGCAGACUGCCCCAGUGCCCGCCGGUUCACCUCAGCCACCCUGUCCCUCUGUCUGUCACCCUGUCCCUCUCUGGUCCUGUGCAGCCCAGACCCCCACUGCCUCCCCCUCACAUCCACGUUGCACCCAGGGGGGCGUCAGUUCGCGGUGUGUCACGCCAUAACUCCUGCAGGAUGGUCAUGGAGUUGGAGAAGCCCAGUCCUCCUCAGAAACCCCUUCCUGCAGAUCCAAGGAGCUCUCGUCUGGUUCGAAGUCCCUCUGUAGUGCAGGGCCACAGUGUGGUCCAACCGUCCUCUGCUGUUUGUGGCCCUGCACCAACCCCUGGUGUACCCAGACCCUUUCGCCCUGUCCCACACCCCAAAAAACCCAGUCUCAAGCAACCUCCAACACUACCAAAGCCUUGCAUAAUUGCCAACGUUAAAUACAGCAGCUGAGACUUUGGCCGGACGGGACAUUGUUGUGAUAAGACAGUACGAAAUUUGCACUAUGAAAACUCUGAAAACCUUAAAAAGAUGGUGGCUUCUCUGAGUUUUGAAUCAGGAGAUCCGCUGUGUCCCUCUGGUGCUCUGUCUCUGAAUGGUGCUACGAGUCUGAGCUCAGGUACAUGUAAAGUAUUUAUAUUCAGUAUUUAUUGCCACGCAGUGCACUGUGCCAGACACUUUUACUACACCGUAGCCACUUUGAAUUUUUAAUUUGUUGUUUGCAUCAGUUUCAUCAAAUGCUCUUUAUCAUGGAGAGUAACGCAAGAUCAAAACGUAAAAAGCCAAUCUGUGAAAUUUUUGAUUUUUGUGAAAUGUGUUUUAAUGAGUUGAAAAAAGAGUAUUGUGCAAUGGCGGAUGAGAAGAGAGAAAACAUUUGUAGUACAUUUGGAAUCCAGUGGGGUUUUUCUUAAAGGGUGAUGCUCUCCAUAGCAGUUCUACAGUUCGACAAGGCUGGAAACAACCACAGAGAAAGGCAAAAGGGGUAUUACUGCAGCUGUUCUGCAUCUGGGGAAAGAGGAGCUUGUUCUUCACAGACGUCUGAAGUUCAGGUCUGUUUCCUCUGCAUUUAUAUUUUGGAAAGGUGACAAGUUGAAUUGUGAAAUGUCACUGAUUUGCCAUUUCCAUUUCAUUAAUAAGCCCCAAGAAGCGCACUUGAGGGAUCUGGGUACUGAGGUAUGAACUGCACAAGGAUCUAAAAUGAGCCGAGAUCAAGGAAGCGCUCAUCCCGCAGAGGGAGUAAACUUCUCUGAAAUAUUACUUUGCUAAAGGUUGUGUGUGUUUUUGAGUAUUUUCCCGAUGUGCCAGUCAGUCCACACCGAGGACCCUGUAAGACACUUUGAGGACUUUACUAACACCGUGUCCAUACGGCCGUUACGGAGGCUCUACAUGUAAACAGCCUGUUAUCUGUUUACAGGGUUCACAUGUGGCUUUUAAGUCAUGUUUUUCUGCAGUGGGAAAGGAUAGAUUGUCUUGAGAAGGACACGUGGUUAUUUAACGGUAGUUUUUUUUUUGUUUGUUUGUUUUCACUUUUAUGUUUUUGUACUUUUUUAAUUUGGCUGUUGAGAUUUUUAAAGCCAAUCUACAUGCCAUAUACUAAAUCCUGCAUAAAUUGGAUUUGUGGCAGUUGAAUCGUGUUUUAUGAAUUUUGCAGAAUUAUUGUUUUAGUGGUUUGCAAUACAGCGUAUAUACAUUCACACUGAGCAGCGUUUCCUUUAAGCACAGCUUCCGUUCACAAAUAUGUAGGCUGAAAACCGACUUUGGACUUUUGUUACUUUUGAUACUGUUACCUUUUUAAUACUGCACUAGUUCUACAUUCAUUGCUUUGUUUACUUUGCUCUUUUCAGUGCUAUGUGUCCAUGUACAAGUAUACAGUAUUUGAGUCCAGACACCCAACUGUAUGUUAUGUCAGUAUGUUCCUCAUAAGUUGUGUUACAGGUGAACACAUCUCCAUGUGAAAAUGCUUUUUUAAUAAUGAUUGUUUGAUACAUCAUGUGUACAUUUUGAACACUCAUGCAGUAUUAGUAAAAUUGUUUUGAAACACUGAA
Messenger RNA from Scatophagus argus, 4938 nucleotides. Its product is annotated as disintegrin and metalloproteinase domain-containing protein 12-like. Gene Ontology annotation, molecular function: metalloendopeptidase activity. Gene Ontology annotation, biological process: proteolysis. The transcript has 23 exons. Lineage: Eukaryota; Metazoa; Chordata; Actinopteri; Scatophagidae. The coding region runs from base 458 to 3346 and encodes 962 amino acids. The record is from RefSeq and is a predicted model, not a curated record.